This is a messenger RNA of Frieseomelitta varia, 8068 nucleotides long. It is a transcript of the gene nkd, whose product is annotated as protein naked cuticle. Bases 3121 to 4743 code for a protein of 540 amino acids. Gene Ontology annotation, biological process: negative regulation of Wnt signaling pathway. The transcript is spliced from 8 exons. The record is from RefSeq and is a predicted model, not a curated record. Gene Ontology annotation, molecular function: calcium ion binding. Lineage: Eukaryota; Metazoa; Arthropoda; Insecta; Hymenoptera; Apidae. Gene Ontology annotation, cellular component: cytoplasm.
AAAAUUAGGUUCCCCGCUUCCUUUCUACGUAUGUUUUGUCCCAGAAAAACGUCUGUGUAAAAAGUUGAAUUUUUUUUUCAAUAGAUCGAAGGAUGUCCUUGUCGUACACUGUUGCUCUCUUUGUCUAGCGUCAUUAGACAAGGAGGGCACUAGCGUGCGAUAAGGACAGACAUAUCUGUGCAGUAGACAAGGAGGGCGAUAGCAUUGGAUAAGGAUAGAUAUAUCUGUGCGGUAAACAAGGAGAGCGACAGCGUUGGACAAGGACAGAUACAUAUACGUGCGGCAGCAAGGAGAGCGAUAGUGUGCGACAAGGACAGACUUAUUCGCGCGGUAAACAAGGAGAUCAACAGCGUGCGACAAGGACAGACAUAUUGCGCGGUAGAUAAAGAGAGUAAAAACGUGUGACAAGGACAGACAUAUUCGCGUCGUAGACAAAGAGAGUGAUAGUGUGACAAGGACAACGAUAUAAAUUAGUUCCACCGUUGCACCGCUACGCGACGCUAGUAUUUUAAUGCCUGUAGCGGCUAACACAUCCAGUCUUUCCUUAGUAUACCAUUUCCGAAGAUACGAAUAUUACAAAUCGUAAGUGGAUGACGCUUAGCUACGGAUCAAAUGCGAUCUUUAGGUUAAGCAUACAGCGUGCGGAACAUUUAGGAUGGAUGUUGUUUGUUGGCCCAAGCUAGAGGUUCCUAAUAAACCGAGCGUCUGGGUUAGGGAUCGCCGGCAUCAGCCCUAUUGAUGAAUCUGGAGGUGACUCUAAGACGAAAUACAUUCCACCUUCUAUAUCUUUUAUAACCUUAUAUUGUGCAUAAAAUCAUCCGCUACAGAAAUUUCUCCUUUAGUACCAUCUAUUGACGAAUUGCAAAUUGUAUAUUUUCAGUUAUAUAUAGCAGUAUCUACGUACAAAAAUGAAAAGUUCCAUACAAGAGCAAAGAAAGAGCAGAUCCUUCUCUCAGUAACCGACCCACUAGGUUUUGUUUGUUCUGCGUGACACUCUCAACCAAUUCUUAAAUUUAAGAAUGGAUUGGAAAUAACCAACCAGACCCACAUUCUUUUCGGGGAACUUCUCAUCUCUGCACGACACGUGUUGAUGCAAGUAUAAGUCAUCGUUUCGACUGUUGAGAAAAUUGAGUUAUUACAAUUGAAUUCGAUUAGUGAAUUACGGAAAUGUGGAAUAUUAAUUGAAUAAUAUCUUUGACGAAGAGUUACGCUAACGAGAGACUGAAGGAAAGGCUGACGCCUAGGUCUUGUGUAUACAUGACAAAGUACUUUCGAUCAUUAACGAUAUUAGUGGUGAAUGGAAGAUAUUAGUCGAUAAAUAUUCUACUACAAAAUAGCACUGAAAUAUGAAGAAUAAUUAUGAUUAUCUCUCUGGUGGACAGAAGAUUAAAGCGCGGACAAGUAAAAAACGAAGAUAACCCUAAACCAUUAUUCAUUGGUUGAAGUUUGCCGCGACAGAAGGUACGGUAGUCGGUUGUGCGUCAUCUCGAUGAAUUACGGAAUUCCAGCGAUGAUACUGACGACACGAUAAUCUCGCCCGCAGGAACGAUUAUCUGACGUCAGAUUCUUUUUUCUUUUUUUUUAAGAUGAAUCCCAUUUUCCCGAAUCCCUUGGAACACGACUUUCCGUGGAAGUGAAUCGGGGCAACGUCCGCGCGCGAUCACCGCACGUAAAAAUCCGGGGAAGGUUCGUGGCCGCGAUAAUCUAAAUCCUUAGAAGGCCUCUCCGAUUCCCUUUUUACUCGUGGCAUUCGACGUCGCGGCGUCGACAUUUAGUGUCGUCGUAGACCACGUUGAACCAUCAUCGGCUUCCUUCAAAACCCCACCAGCCGUGCGAAGCUAUCCUUCUUCGCCGCUCUCAUAGACCUUCGCUGGACAAAAAGGAAAGAGAAAAUGCGCAGGAGAAAAGGAAAGUAUACGCGCGGUUGGUACGACAAAACGAGUACGACGGCGAAAAGGGAGAAGGAAGGGAAAGGGAGACAGAGAUAGAGAGCAGGAUGGUGAUAGAGACGAGGAAGACGGAGAGAAUAUAGACGACAGGAUAGGAAACGUAGAAAAGCAUGAACGGUUGGGGCAGGAGGGAUCGAAGAGGAGGAGAGACAGAGAAAGACGAAGCUACGAGAACAAGAAAGAAAUGGACGGUAAAAGAGACGAUAUUUGGUAUGGUUAGACGGAGAAGAAGAAGAAAAAGGAGGCGAACUCGAAGGAGCAACGGAGAGGAAAUGAUGAAAAAGUUGUAGAGGGAGGGAGGUGAAAGAGAGACGGACAGAAGAGCGUGAAUCGGAGGUUUCAAGCCGCGCCUCCUACCUUCAGGGCCCAUGUAUCCACGGCUCGGCACUGUUGACGACGCAGCGCCCUAUGGAAGGGGAAAGGGAAUUACGGGGAACGUGGUUUAGGCAAGAACGAUCGUCCGUAGUCGUAGUCGGGCCACGAGUCGAGUGAUGUCGUCUGACCGAUCUCUCUCGUCGCGACCGCGUUUCUUCCUCUUUCGACGCUUUUACCUGGAUUAAAUUCGGCGCCGAGUGUUGUUCGUUUCGCAGUUACCCGGCUGCGUGUGCGUAACUAAGUCAGUGAUCGGAGAACGAGCAUGCGAGAACGAACGUUUCUCCUUCGGAAAGCACGAUAAACGAAAAGUAGAAGCAAAAAAAGAAAGAAAAAACACAAGAGACAACUGGAUCGCCCGACCAAGUCGCAAUCCAGCUUCGAAUACUACGUCAACCCUCGAGAACACGUGUCGUUUGCCCGGUGUAUCGUCGCACACGUCGAUCAUCGUGCGAUCAGCCGACAUCGGGCUCGAUUAUUAUCAGAAAGGUAUGAAGUUCGCGAGAGUGUGUUUGUUUUCCAGUUUCUAGCAGUGUUGCACGGCGAACCGUGCACAGGAGAAAUCGGGCACGACGAGAGAACGACGAAUGAUUGCCAGGUGAAAAUAACAUCGUGCUCUUAACGUCGGAUACGGCGAUUGUGGUGUGACAUACGGCUGCUGCUGCGAGAAGGAGGAGAAACGGGAAGAAAAUUUAGUUAUACAGUUGAGAAUCCGGGAAGAGAGAAAUAAGAGCAAAGUGGCGGAACAAGAAGCCUGAAAGGAAAGUGUGCGCAGCGUUUGUGGAUUCAUGAGGGUCUCAUGGCUACUGGAUUCGUAAAGUGGUGGCGGGCAAGGUUCCUCGCUGGCUAUAGACCCUUUUCUGUUGGUAAUACAGAAGCCAGUGACUCGGAGGAACUCCUUGGCGGUGUCUCGGCACCUCAUAGCGGUUCACCACCGGAAUCCCAGCCAAUUCUAUUAGAAACAGAGACACCGCAGAUCGCGGUCGACGCUUCUACCAGUCCUACGCCGGCCACCGGAAAUGACGAGCAGCCGAGCGCUAGCACAACGAAGCAACUUAGUUUUGAAGAAUUCGAAUGCGACGUUUCGGUAGCGGAGGGCGACCGGAGACGGCAAGAAUUCUCGUUUACCCUGUACGACUUCGACGGCCACGGGAAGAUAACAAAGGACGACAUAGCCGGCCUGGUUACUACCAUUUACGAUACCCUGGGCGCUUCUAUCCAGGUACCUCCGUGCGGCAGUAAGACGAUUAAGGUGAAAUUGACUGUGUCGCCAGAUCAAAGAGCCAGCCAGACGCGAUCGGCUGGUGGCUGUUUGAACGCGUCCUCGCAGCCGGCUGCUGCCGCGAGUUUUUCCGGAAAUUCGUCCUGCUGCCAUUUGAAGCACGCGUCCUGCAACAAUGCCGGGGCCCACACCGGCGCACACGGUUUACGUAGAGUUCCUAGAAGGAGAAGGGUGCCACGACACCAUUGCCAGAACGAAGAGAAGGAGGUAGAUACUCACAGCGAGGAUGACGGUGAAAAUGCGCGAACGAAUCGAAUAAAGCAGGAGGAAUUACGCAGAAGGGUUGGACCCGUGCCUCAUUUACCAUCACCCUAUUCCAAUAGCUCCGAGGGUGAUAUUAGCGAUGACAGUGAUAUUUCUCCCACAGUUUCCCCCUUGACGCCUCUUCUUACGCCUAAUCAGCGAAAACGUAGUGGUGCUCUGCAAAGGCAACAGCUCUUGGAAAUUAUUCAGGCGAACAUGGAAAAGAAUAAUCUCAGUUUUCAUACGUCGAGGAAACGGCAUCAGAACGAGCAGCUGCGCAUUCCAUCUCAUACUCCACACGUCGAACCUUCGCCUCACUACACUACUCAAGACUGUCGUUCACCACCGGAAUCUCGGCCCACGACAACAGCCUAUCAUAAGCCUACUCGGGAAAAGCCUCAGGGUUUCACAUUCUCCAAGAUACCUGCGAAACAUAGGGGGAAUCUGAGGAAGAUGCGAACGCAAUACGGACUUCAGAGGAAUAACGUUACGAUGCAACCGCCACGUGCAUACGUUCAACCUCAAGUCUUACCGAAGACCGUAAUCAACCCAAACGUCUACGCAGACCAACAAACCGCUCCACCAGCUAAUACAAAUCGUAAUGGCGGCAAUUUAAUAUCGAACAAUCAGUACCCUGUCAAUCAAACUCCGAGCAACAAUCAUAACGUUCAGCGUAAUGGGACGCAAUUCGGUCAAACACCGCAACAAUGUGGCAAGUCGGCCAAAAAGCAUCAAUUGAAACAUGCAACGAGGGAACAGGAUCAAGCCAGAGCUAUGGUCCAAGUCGUGCGCUGGUUGGAGCGGGAAUUUUCACAGAAUGCAAGUUCCGGUAGGAAGCACGUUCACGAACACAUUCAUCAUCAUUACCAUCAUUACCACACAGAGGCACUUGUUUGAUUCUUUUUCGUGAGCAAAUGUAACGAAAUGUUUUGACGAUUUUGCGUUAAUCCUCGAGCGAUAGGAUGAAGACUGCGAGUGAUGCGCGUUGUUACGUCAAAGAUUUUUGUCUGUUGUUAGUUGUCAGAAAGUGUCUGUCAAUUAAUUUUGUAUUGGGAUCAAAUAUUGAAAAUUUAUAAUCAUGUUCUAUUGCAUCCUGUUUAUAUAUUUCAAUAUAUAUUGGUAUAGAUUUUGUGUCAUUAGUUCAUGGAGUCCGGAUUUAGUAAUUCAUUCUACAAUUUGAGGAUUAAUGUACUAACAAAUAUCUAAAGGUAAAGCAUAAAAUGAACCUUUGGUGAUCUAUUCCUAUGCUUUGUUAUACUUGUCGAUAUAGCGAUUUCUACAUUUUUAUUAAUUUGAAUUUAUCGAGAUAUUCUAAUGUAAAUUAUGAAGAUCACUGCCAUGUUUCGUUCUAUCAUCACAGUUCAAACAUAGUCAAUCAAUAACGAAUCAAAACACAUUUUUAAAAACAGCUUUGAAUCAUCAAAAAUGUCGAUUAAGUAAUAUAUCGAGAAAUUUUAUUCUCGAGAUAUAUAAUGUGUUUAUAUUUUAAUUAUUUAUCGUAUAGAAUGAUUCUUCCUCAUUUACGUUUUCGAUUUCUAGGAUAAACAAAAGUAUCAGUCUCAAUUUGUAAUAAUAUUACAAGUGAAUGAAGAGAAUCUAAGAUGAUACCAAUGAUCUAUUACUAUACCGAAGUGCUUAUUACAAAGGUUGUUAUUUCUGAAAUUUUUACGGUUUACAGUGUAAUUUAAUGUUACUGUAAUGCUCGACAUUUAUAUUCAUACGUAUACAUGACAAUGAUUCGUUUCUGUACAUAAUUGUUUGUAAAAUAAUGAACUUCUUCGACAAUUUAUGACAAUUUUUUACAGAUGUUUUUAUACAACAUUUUUUUUUUAAUCGAUUUAGAAAUUAUUAGAAGGAAGAUGUUUUUCAUUUUCUUUCAGACUCUAAUCACAUAAUCAUAAAAUCACAAAUUUCCUCAUUUUCAUUUUUAUUUUAAUUCGAUGAAUAUACAAAAUGCUCUGAUUAUUAUAGGAAUUAUUUUACAACAAUCUACUAAAUCUAUUUAUAAUAAAUACAAAACAGUAUUAGUGUGUAACAAUAACGUAUCCACUAUACAGAAUAAAAUUGCCUAGAGAAUCAGAAUAUAAAUUAAAUUUUUUAAAACUGUAUACGUAUGCAAAAUAGAAAAUCAUGAAAACUGAAAAUGUUUUAACAUAGUGUCAAAUAAACACGGAAAUAACUCUAAGGGUCGAUAUACCCGGUAUCGACAAGAGACAAAGUACUUUUUGACUAGAAUUUUCUUGUUAAAGGUGAAAAUCUCAAGAAAAGUGUCUCUUGAUUUUAUCUUGAAUGCUAAGCAUUUUAAAAUAACUUCCCUUGGACAUUGUCCUUGGAAUAAUUCGUAAUUCAGCGAAAUGUAUUUAUUUAAUUGAACUCCGAAAUAAACAAACUGUAGAUAAAUAUUUAGUCAAAUUGUCGGGAAUAUUGACUGUAUGCAUGGUCGCGUAUGUACGUGACUGUAAAAGUUUUGAUACAACUUUUCUUAUUCAGCAGAUAUAUAUUUAUGAAAAAUUAUUCAUUUUAUAAAUCAAUUAAUUUUCAUAAAUUUAACUUUACUCAGAAAAAUAAUUUCGAAUAAGGGGAAGAAAAAUGUCUAAAGGAAUGAAAUUUCUUUGUUCAAAACAUAUAGAACACAACUCCUAUAAAAUGUAUUAAAGCAUUUGCAGUCAUUUAAUAUCUUCCUUAAUUUUCUAUUCAGCGUUGUAAUUUUUGCGAAGACUCUAGUUCAAAGUUAUUUUCGUAAUAAUUAUAUCGCAAAUCAAUGGUGCUUCUAUAUUCCAACGAAUACAAUAAUACCCCGUAAUAGCGUUAAUCAUUAUUUCUCAUUGUAUUUAUACAAUAUUUCUCGACAAUACAAGAAAGUAUUAAGAUAAUGUAACUAUAAGAAACAAUUGUGAAAUUAAAAAUUCUGUACUCUGUGUUUUUAAGUCUUAUCUCAAUUUUGAAAUUUACAAACAAUGAACUCAUAUACAAGAUAUACGAUUACAAAAAAUUAUUGUUAAAACAAGAUUUAAUUUUUCUUUUAAAAUUAAUUUUUAUUAAAGAAGAAAAAGGUUGUAUAUUUUUAACGCGAAAUAACUCAUUAUCAAAAGUUUAAUUAAAACAUAGAAUUAUUGAAGUAAUUAUGACUGAUGUAAUAAAUGUAAUCCAGCGUAUAUUAUGAGCGAUAAAAAUAAUGUCAAGUAUUAUUAUUAUAUGUAUCUUUUGAGAGACAUAAUAUUGGACACAGAUAAAGUUUUUAUAAAAAAAAAAAAAAAAAAUAAGUAAAAAGCUAAAAGCUAAAAAAAAUGGACUUAUUAAGAGUGCCUUGUCAUAUCUCUGUUACUAUGCAAGUAUUAAAUAUUGAAUCUCAAUUUACAAAAACACUUCCUUGAAUUUCAAUGAAUCGAUUUCACAGCUACAAUAAUUUUCACUUCAGCGAUAUGUUACUAAGCUACGUAUUUUUUUAUAUUAUUUGGAAAUGCAUGAUGCUUAGUGCUAAAUAAUUAAAAUUGUUGCGAAUAUUUUUCUAUCGAAGUACUCAAGGAAAAGAGGAUUAUAAUUAUAAUAUUUAUUAAUUAUGGUAGAUAUUACUAACAAUACGAUUAAGCUACGACGAUAAUUGUUACUUUGUAUAUUUAUAAGUCUUGGAUAAUGCUGCUGUCCAGUGACAUAUAAUUUUAUAUCGAUCUUGUAGAUAUUUUGUGUAAUGUAUUUUUUAUUGAUAUUUAUUGAAAACACAUUUUGAUACAUCGUCGGAAUUCAUGUUGGAAUUCCUUCUCUACAGUGUUUCAUAAAGCAGACCAAUAAAAUCUCGACAUUAUUUUCACUUCUCAACCUUGCACUUUUCUACCUUAAUAUUUUUCUAUCCUUAUUGUAUCGUAAAAAAGUUUCUGAAAAUCAAUUAAAAUCGUGGAAUGAUAGAAUGACAGAAAUAUAUUGCUUUGCGAAUGAAUUUCAUAAGUAACGCCAAUUUUCGUUUAGUAUCCUCAACUAAAACUAGAGGGCGACUAUACUUUUAAAUUCUGUCAUAAGUACAGCUUGUAGUCAGCAAAUAAACAAGUGAGAAAAAUAUGACAAUGGACGCACGUAGACGAGACAGGGAGCAAAUUGGGUUAUGUGGUGUUGACAGAAUUUGGGGAAAAUCACCAACGCGAAUCGAAGAUUCUGACGAAGAUGAGGAAAUUAACAGAUACCAAAGUAGCAUUAUACCAAAAGACAGAAAGAGGAAACAAGAGAUGAA